AAGAACAUCUGGUCUAUCGUUCUCGUCAUUGCGCGAACUGAAUUCCAGGAAGGUGACAAUGACCGCGACCGGUUGCAGCAGAUUUGUUUUAACUUCGAUUGGUCCUCGGUGUUCCCAAGCCAACAAGCGAACGCAUACUUUCUCUCGGGGAAUGUACAGUCGUUCGUGCUUGUGCGUUAGUACUUGUGCGUGGAACCGCGUUCCGUGAAGGCCGAUUCGGUUUUCUAGUCGCAUUUCCGUCACGAGAGACAACGCGUUAGAGAAACAUAGUAUUCUCGGCGAAUCCAUCAUAAUAUCAGAACGCAAGAUCAUUGCCGUUAUUCGCGAUCGCCAACCGUUAUUCGUGACACCAUAUCGGACUCAUUUACGGAUCAUUGACUUUGCUCGGAUUCGCCUGAUUAUGACCAUUGGAUCGGAGCUAUCAAUUGUACAUAAUUCGCUUCGAUCAUCUGUUCGUUCCGUCAGUUUCUCGCCGUGUGUGAUCUCUCGAUUUCUUAGUUACCUCUCGAUAAAAGUCAGUGACAUGUUCUUAAAUAUUUAGGAGAAAAAUGAAGCGAUGGCGAGUGAAAACGAAAAGAACGGAGAUUGCUCUCGUGACGCUUCUAGGAUGUUUACUAUUUUCUUACGCUUAUGCGCAAGAAGAUAAUGGAGAGUAUAAGGGAAAAUAUUUGGGGAAGUUAAAUCCCUAUCAUCAUCAAGUUUCUGGUGAUGUUUGGGCUGUGGAUCAGUAUACUUUACUGUUAACGUCCUUUAAUUAUGAUGGUAAUGGAGCUGACACGUUUUUCUGGGCAGGAGCAUCAAAUAGACCAGGCCCGCAAGGAUUUAUCGUCCCCGAUGAGUGGGGCAAGACAAAUAUAUUAGAUCGGUAUUUCAACCGGGAUUUUACACUCACCUUACCCGAUAAUAAAAAAAUAACAGACAUCAAAUGGUUUGCAGUGUACGAUUUACAAAGUCAAAACACCUUCGGUGAUGUAUAUAUUCCGGAGGAGUUUGAUCCACCCGCUCCACAAAAGAUAUCACAAUUGUCGAAAAGAUCUCACAAUGUCUCGUCAGAACCCAUCGUGAUUUUAGACUCAAAAACUAUCAGCAUACCACAAUUCAUCUACGAUGGGCAAGGUGCGGACACAUAUUUCUGGGUCGGUCUUGGUCCGCAACCAUCCAGCAAGGGUCAGAAAGUACCCGAUGAAUAUGGAUACAUGAAUUCUCUUAGAACAUACAAUAACGAAGACAUCAUACUAGAACUGCCAGGCGAUAUGACGGUUUUCAACAUAGAUUGGCUAAGUGUUUUCGAUGUAAAAACUAAAUCGAAUUACGGUUCCGUUAUUAUACCCGAUGGACUCAACGUACCGCCGUCGUUGAUAAAAAUUAUCAAGCAAACGCAGUCUCUUCCGAAUUGCGUUCAGCUGCACAAGAGAUAUCAAGUUGCCUGGGAAAUCUUUGGCCCGCAGAUUACCAUCCAACUGAUAGGUCAAGUCGCCGAAGAUGAGUAUAUGGCUUUUGGAUUGUCCGGUUCGGAGACCUCCAGUCAAAUGGAAGGUUCGGACGUAACCAUCGCGUAUAUGGAUGAUACCCGUGGAUACGCUACGGACUAUAAUGUCACAGCAAAGGCGCCAUGUGGGAAAGUUCUCGGCCAAUACAAAGGCGUUUGCAGAGACGAUCUCGUCGGCGGUUUGGAUAGCAAUCAGCUCUUCACCGCGAUGAGAGAGAACGGCAUCAACAUUAUUACAUAUAGACGUACACUUAUUUCAUCUGAUCCCGGAGACAAACAGAUCCCCAUGGAUAAACCGGCAUAUAUAGUCUGGGCUUUGGGUAGACUUGAUAAAACCAAUAACGAACCGAGCUUUCACGAUUUGUAUCCGAGAGGCGACGUAGUACUCGAACUAAAUCGUAAAGAAGCGGAGAAUACUUGUAUCGACUUCACGGAGACCAGCAGCAAACUUUCUCAAAUAGAACCUUGGCAAAAAACAGAAAUAAUCGACAGAAGCGUUCGAACUUUCAAAGCAACUAUUGGACCCUCCGGAGGAAAAAGGGGAUAUCAGGGAAUUACGGGGAAGCCGUCAGUGGGUCUUGCCUGGUACAUCGAAGGCGCGUUGAUACCUGAGUUGUAUCUACGUCGCGGAUUAACAUACAGUUUUCGUGUUUACGGCGGGAACAAUCCGCACAGCGCAAAUCUGUACCAUCCUUUAAUAAUAACCGAUGAUCCUCACGGAGGAUACGACACGCUUAGUGAUCUUGCGCAAAGCAAGAUCAGGGUUUUAGCUGGAGUUGAAUUGACUAGAAGGGGCCGACCGCGACCGACCGCGGUCGGGCCGCUUUGUUUAAGUAAGCAUAAAGGUCGAGAUAGAAGACUGGACGAUACUUUUCCGUCGUUUAAAAAAUUUAAUAGGACUCUCAUGCAAAUCUGCGAACCAGGAGACGGAGGCACUUUAAUAGUGAGUCCAAACUCGUCAUGGCCUGAUCUGAUUUAUUAUAACUCGUUCACUCAUCCAAACAUGGGAUGGAAGAUUCACGUAAUCGAUUCUUACACAAGGAGUAAUGCGAUUGCAUAUAAAUUAUCAUUAUCAUUCAUUACAAUUAUGACUGUGUUUUCUUAUCUAUUAUAAAGUUAGGUAUAAUUAUAAUAUAUAAAAAAAUAUUGCAUCAAAUAUUUUUUUCAACUUACAGAAAGAUACAUUGAGUUCAGGAUUUACAAAUUGAUUUACGCUAAACUAACAUGUGCAUCGCAAUGUUACAACAUAAAAAUGAUAAAUUAUCGUGUAUUAUUUUUCUUGAAUUAUAUUAAGCAACUAAUAAUUUCUACACAGUAAGUUGCAUUUGUUACAAUUUUAUGUAUAUGUUGUGCCUCUGAUGAGAUACGGGAAAUUCGAGAUCAUUCGCCGGACAAGAAUUCGGACUUUAUCCAAAUAAAUUCACCGAUAUUUAACAAUAGAAAUAGCUGACUUGUAGCUUUUAUUGGAAAUAUAUAUAUUUGUUUAUUGGUAUUUUCUCGUACAAAUCUUAUUCGCUCCUCGCUCUUGAGUCAGCUCUACACUUAUCGCGGUUUCAAGUAACUUUGCAUGCACGUGUCUGGUAUUUCGUAGAUCGUUUGACACGAGAGUCUAUUACAACCUGUCGUAAUUUUGUGAUACGCUAUUUAAUUUACUAAUUACGAUAGUUCGUUAACGGUGGAACGUUAAUGGUUUUAUAAUCUUCGAUUGGUCUUUCGGAGGAAAUCGCUUUAUAUGAUCAUAUAUCACCAUGUAUAAUCAUGUCACUCAGUUUAUGACAAUGCGAUCCAAGUGCAAGCGAAGAAGAUUCAAAGUUGAACUUCUUUGCUUACAUUUCCGGAAAUUAUUUUUGCUCAAACUUUCGCAAUUGCUUAGCCUCCGCGCGUGACUCGCUGCAUCAGCGCUUUACGCGAUUAACAUUCAAGUAGCAUUAUCCGCCUUCCUCGAUUUAGACUUACAAAUUGGAAGGCGCAUAUCUAAUCAAAAAUAAUAAUAAUAUGAAAUUAUAAUAAUAUACAGAUGAGUCAUAAGUGUGUUUUAAAUUUUUGUGAGUGUGUUUCGGGAUAAAUGUACCUAUGAACAUUAGGCUUAAAAUGCUUCGUUAUCGAAAUAAUGGAUAUAAGUAUUAAAUAAUGACACUUAAAACAACUAAAGUUAUUAUCCUUAUCGAAAAGUAUCAUGAAAUAAAAGCUGUCAGCAUGAAAUUAAGAAAAGAAAAUAAAUUAAAAUAUUUCUGAGGUAAAAUUAGAGAAUUGUAAAUGUAUUUUAAAUUUCAUGCAUUUUAAAUUUUUUGAUAAAAAAAUUUUUUUUUAUGAAUUCAAAACGAAGUAAAAAUGAGCAAAUCUCUAAAGGACUUUUUGCCUUAAUUUAUUGACCCCCUAUUGCUCCCAAAGUUUUGACAUUUAAAUUGUGGAUACCCUGUAUAAUUGAAGUAAAAUAUAUAAUAAUAUAUAAUAUGAGAUAAUAGAUAAUUUAUGUAUAGUCUUUUUAAGCUAUAACACAUAAUUUAAUAAUAAAAUAAUAAAAUCACUUUUAUCCUAUUAUACUACAAAAGAAAUGUUAGACUCUUUCUUCUAAAAAAACAAGCGGAUAAAAUAUACAUUAUAUCCAUUCUUAAAAAAAGACAUGUUAAAUUGAUACUCGCAUUUAAUUAAUUUUGAACAGUUAAUUAGAAUUAUACAUAUUAUUAUUAUAUUACAUAUAAUUAAUUUUGUAAAUAUGUGCGUGUAUGUGAAAAAUUAAUUAACGCUAUUCGAUGAUUCGAAUUGAGAAUUUGCAAUAAAAGAGUUAAAACGCAAAUCCGAAUAAUUAACGAUAAGUUUCGUGAUAUAUUAUAUAAUCGUUAAUUUAAUAAUUUAUUUAUAAUUUAAAAUUCCUAAUCAACAGUCAUGGUGCAUAAAUAUCUAGAUGUACGAGUACGUUUUAAAUAUUUUCAAUUUUAUGUAAGAAAACAUGCAGGAGAAAAAAUG
This is a messenger RNA of Cataglyphis hispanica, 4456 nucleotides long. It is a transcript of the gene knk, whose product is annotated as protein Skeletor, isoforms B/C. The record is from RefSeq and is a predicted model, not a curated record. The transcript has 12 exons. Lineage: Eukaryota; Metazoa; Arthropoda; Insecta; Hymenoptera; Formicidae. Bases 549 to 2603 code for a protein of 684 amino acids.